This is a messenger RNA of Brassica napus (rape), 3289 nucleotides long. RefSeq lists its product as uncharacterized. The record is from RefSeq and is a predicted model, not a curated record. Bases 2275 to 3018 code for a protein of 247 amino acids. Lineage: Eukaryota; Viridiplantae; Streptophyta; Magnoliopsida; Brassicales; Brassicaceae. The transcript has 7 exons.
AGCGUUAUUCCGACGACAUACCGACGAUUUUUUCCCUCAGUAUGCCGCUGUUUUCUUGUAGUGGUUGGCUGAUUUUCUUUUUCUUUAUCGGAAAAUAUCUUAGUGUUUUAAUGCUUCAAAUUGUGAUUGAUGCUGCGUUAUUGAACCGCCAAAACCUAGAAAUAGAAAAGCUAGUUUUGAAACAAGGGAUUAUCACAAAUUAUUUCAGUUACCUCCAAGAAUGGUGAUGAUACUAACAUUUUUUUUUUUGCUAAAUGGUAAAUAUCAUUUCAGAAAUGAAUUGUUGAGUCUUACAAGAUGUUAUAAACAAACUAUAAGACCUCUAAAACUUACUUCCAUGGCAAAAAAAGGUAAAAAACAUGGAAGCAAAAUCAUUUGAACUUGAAACCGUUCGGCUUUGUAGCGAACAGGACAUCAAGUAUCGAUACAAACUUGUAGUAACAGAAUGGAAGGUUGAGCUGAGACAGGCAUGAAAAGAGAGACCCGAGAAACUAGAACAAGAGGAACACAACGCUAGUGGGAAGUGGAUUCAAUGUCUGCCGGAACAAAUUGCUUUUCUCCGAGGUACAGAAACAGACCCGCUCAAGGACUGUCCUCUAGGUCCGGGCUGGGAAAGAACUAAAACCGGAAUUGAGCAAUAGACGGGACAACACACACCACGAGUGCUUAAUAGCGCUCAACCAUCUCGACCGCACUCGCCCUCUAAGUCGGUAUAGAGAAAGGGGCAGCAUCACCCAACACAUUUCAACCUGCAUUCCAAUCCAAACAACCAGCAACACCAACAACAAAGGAGGGGAGAGGAGCUAAAUUAAUGCAUCACUCAGUAGCUAACCGCCUAAUCUUGACUGACAGAGUGACAGAGAUGACCCUAUCGCAACCAGUCCGAGGUCCCGAGACCUCUAGGUCAGGCGACACAUACCCGAUUAGCCUUUGAAGGCAGAGGCCAAAGCGACAUUUUCUUCCACCGGUGAGAAGAUCCGGCGUCGGGAGUGGAGACGUUUACUUCGGUGAUGAGGAGGAUGAAGCGGCGGCACAGUCGCUAGAGGCGCCGCGUUGCAAAUCCCUCUCAGCUUCAACGAGUCAAAGCACGCCAUCUGCGAAGACGACGACCCGAAACAAAGUCACAUCACCAACAGAUCUUCACGCCGGAGAUGGAUUUGGAUGUGGCGGGGUAGGCAAGCGAGUGCCAGAACAAGAGAUAUUAAAUUACGAAACUAGAUGCUUAAGGUUUCCUUUUGCACUUUUUCUUGUGUAUGCAUUGAAUAGAACAAUUACCUUUUUCUAGGAUUUCCAGUAUGAGCUGUGAAAGGCUAAAGAAACAACUGGAGGAAGAUAGGAGGAAACAAAGGAAGCAAAACAACGCAUUAAGGAGAAACAGUUGAAUAUUGAGAACUUAAACAAUCUUGAAAUGUAGGUAGACGAUUAAAAUGUAACCAGAGCUGAUCAUCAAAAUCAGGGAAAGUAACUUCUUAAAAAUUAGAUUCAUGGAUUCGCCCUAGAACCUCACUUUACACCUCGAGUUUCAUAUGGUGCAGCCUAGGGUUCUCCUUGCUAAAUGAAUCCAACACGACGUUUGCUUCCGCAAAUCUCCUCCGUCUUAUUUUUUUUUGUUUCACAGUUAACCAAUUGAUGAUCCACACCUUGUGCGGACUAAUAUAUAUCCCACUAUAUAAAAAGGGCUAUUUUUAAGCUUCCUAAAGCUAUCCACGCGCUCAAAAUAAUCAGGGCCAAUCAAAUUGCCACGUCACUGCCGGAUUGGGCUUCAAUUUAAAAUCUCAUGAACCACGAUCUGGCUUCAUGUGCGCUAACUCAUUCUCCGGCUCCGUACUUUUGUUUUGCGACUCCGUACUUUUGUUUUGAGUCAAGCCAAACUCAGAUAAUUCACUUUCACCCAGCCCAACCCAUUAAUCCCAUCAAUCUGAUAAUUCACUUUAUCCCAGCCCAGCCCAUUAACCCUAAUCUACGUAUUGUUGAGACUCAAGCCAAAGCGCACACAGCUUUCUCAUCCUCUGAAUAACCUAAUCGCCGUCUCCCCCAUUUACCUUUCUCACAUGGCGAUUCACUUCGUCUUCCCCUAAUCUUCCCGCAAAACGCCUCCGAUGAAAGGGCUGGAACUUCAAUGUUCUCCCUUAAAGCCUCCAUUCAAGAUCCCUACAGCCCUUCCACAUCCCUCCUCCGCCUUAUAUCUAGCUGCCUAUUUAUAUCCUCAUCUCUCUUACCUCAGAUCCUACCCAUAUCUUUCUCCCCUCAGAUCGUUAGCUCUAAACCGUAAUCAUGUCGAAAGAGGCCGCAAUCCGCACCGGCGAAUCUUCUCCUCCCCUCCUCUUCCGACAAGUUUCACCGGGACCCGGAGAUUCCACCAUGCAGUUUCGCCUUCUUCGUUUCUGGGAUGCUCGCAAGAAUGUCAAAGGAGGACCAGGGAUCCUUCUUGGGAUCGAGCUCCUUCUGAUCGACGCAGAGGGUACUGUGGCUCAGGGGUUCAUCGGUCAGAACCGUCGCAACCAAUACGAGAAAGAGCUCAAGUGUGGUAUGAUCUACACACUGACAAACUACUAUGCAUCGAUCAACAAGGUGAUGUACCAUGUUGCUGACCAGAGGCUGGUAAUUUGCAUCUCACAUGCCUCUGAGCUGAGGAAGGUGGAAGAAGACAUUGAAGCCAUUUUGACAGAGAGCUUCAGAAUCCAUUCCUUUGCAGAUUUUGAAGCAAACUGCGAUCUCAGAGGAGAUCUUCACGAUGUUGUCGGCCACCUUAAGCUGGUUGAUGGGCAUCCUCUCCAUGAGCGUCCGGUUUUGUGUAUCAAGGAUGACUCAGCUUCUCGGAAAGUGUUGGUUCAUCUGCAACUUAAAGAUGGUCCAGUGAUUAACGUCUACCUAUGGGACAAGGCUGCGGUGAAUUUCCGCGUCAAGUUUGACGCAUGUGCAGACACUCCAACGGUUGUUUUGGUUACAACGGUCAAUCCUAAGAGACUCGGUGUUAUGCUUAAGUUCAAUGUCUUCAUCAAGAGUGUUCUUCGAUGAAGAGGUUGACCCCACCAAGGAAUACUUGGCCUGGUUAACGACGAACUCUGCUGUGACUUCUUUGGUCAACCCUGUUGAGGUGAUCAAAUCUGAGACCCUCACAAUAAGUGAGAUUGCCGUCUUCCUCAAGCGUCAGCCUGCUCAGGUUGCCUACUUUGACUGCAUUGCCACAAUUGAUGAUGUCAAGCUUGGCACUGAGUGGUAUUACAUUGCUUGCAAGGAUUGCCAGACCAAGUUAAACCGUGGGCCGACAACAUUGCUUUGUCCAAAA